Messenger RNA from Mesorhabditis spiculigera, 600 nucleotides. Lineage: Eukaryota; Metazoa; Nematoda; Chromadorea; Rhabditida; Rhabditidae. The record is from the annotation of a GenBank genome assembly.
AUGUAUUUGCUGGCACUUCUUUUCAUCAGCAUCCAGGUGUUCAUUCUGACCAUAUUCGAUGCGAUACCUGAGCUUCUCGUGCAGAAGCGCAGAUUGGGGAUAAAGCCGGCACCGUACGAUCCAAUCCGAUAUCGACAUGUCAUCGAACACAGCUAUUGCAACAUUUGUCAAAUUCAAGUGAAGAAUGACACAAAACAUUGCCGGCGGUGCAACAUGUGCGUCGAGGAUUUCGACCAUCAUUGUGUUUGGCUGAACAAUUGUGUCGGAAAGUAUAAUUACAAACAAUUCAUGGUGCUUAUUUUAUCAUUGGCUCUCUUCUCCACCUCCAGUGCCAUCCUACAAUUUGUGGUUUUGGCGUAUUUCCUGAUGCGUGCGGAUAACGCGCCAUUUGUCCAAGUCGGCGACAUGAUUCCUUUGAAGCACUUUUACGUCACAGAGAUCGACCAUCGUUUGUGGCUUGCGGCCACCGUUACCCUUCCACGUCGCCGAUGCGCAAUCGAGUCGCCGAUUCAAGUCCACAUACGACCGCAGCGCGAUGGGCCGAACCCCAAGCUCCAAAACCACAGCAUCUACCAUCACUUCAAAGCCCUUAUCGAGAAG